GCACAAGUUCAUUACAGAUCAACCCCCCCUAGUUGACAUCAUUCUCGCCGUGGCCAUGGCGGGGUUGUCCGAGUCUGAGUCCUAAGCUUUGCCCAAGCUACUGUAAUAAUAAGUAGGAUACUGCUGAUAAAUUGCUUUGCCUCGCCGAUCAACGGCUCGGAUAAGCACGCCUAAACGUACUAUAGAUAUAUUCUUCCUCGCAGAACGGUCAGUUGCAUGGGGUCGCCGAAUGACCAUGAUCAAUAUUGAAGAGAAGCUGAAUCUCACUACGCAUUUCCUCCGAGCAGCAGAUUACCCAUCGUAUCAGCUGAACAAUCAUGUCAUUGUCAAAAGUCAAGCACAUUGUCCUGGUGCUUUCCGGCAAGGGCGGCGUAGGGAAGUCUUCCGUCACGACCCAGCUCGCUUUAUCGCUUUCGCUUGCCGGACACUCGGUCGGCGUCCUCGACGUCGAUCUGACCGGUCCCUCCAUGCCGCGCAUGUUUAAUAUCGAAGAUGCCAAGGUCACACAAGCUCCCGGUGGCUGGUUGCCUGUGCCCGUCCACGCCGCCAACCCGGAUGCCGGCGUCGGCGAGCUACGAUGCAUGAGUUUGGGAUUCCUCCUCCGCGGUCGCGGUGACGCUGUCGUCUGGCGCGGGCCCAAGAAGACCGCCAUGGUCCGCCAGUUCCUCUCCGACGUCCUGUGGGGCGACGUCGACUACUUGCUCAUCGACACCCCUCCAGGUACGUCGGACGAACAUAUAUCCCUUGCUGAAACACUUCUCAAGGAUGCGAGGCCCGGCCAAGUCGCAGGCGCCGUCAUCGUCACAACACCACAGGCAGUUGCCACGGCCGAUGUCAGAAAGGAACUCAACUUCUGUUCUAAAACUGGCAUACCCAUUAUCGGCGUUGUUGAGAACAUGGCUGGAUUCGUUUGCCCCAACUGCGCCGAGUGCACCAACAUAUUUAGCAAAGGGGGAGGUCAAGUCAUGGCACAAGAGUUCAACGUUCGGUUCCUAGACGCUGUGCCCAUCGAUCCUCAAUUUGUCAUGCUGAUCGAGACGGGAUCGCCACCCGUGUACCCCCAGGGCACUAUUGUUCACGGCCAAGACGUGUCCGGUGCCAGUGUGCAGAACCCUCCUGAACCGUCCAAGGAUGCCUCGUUGUUGGCAGAGAAAUACCGGGGCUGCUCCUUGGAGCCAAUAUUUAGAAAGAUUACUCAAGACAUUGUCAGUACAAUCGGCUAAGUGCAGGGCUUGAAAUAAUGGCCUCGACACCAGAUGACGUUUAUAUCUACCUCGUGUCGUAGUCCGACUGCCAGCAAUAUACCGAGGCCUGUACGCGUAAAGCCUUCCA
Truncatella angustata is the source of this 1332-nucleotide messenger RNA. RefSeq names its product cytosolic Fe-S cluster assembly factor CFD1. The record is from RefSeq and is a predicted model, not a curated record. Gene Ontology annotation, biological process: iron-sulfur cluster assembly. Gene Ontology annotation, molecular function: ATP binding; ATP-dependent FeS chaperone activity; 4 iron, 4 sulfur cluster binding. The transcript has 2 exons. NCBI's taxonomy places the organism in Eukaryota, Fungi, Ascomycota, Sordariomycetes, Amphisphaeriales, Sporocadaceae. Bases 318 to 1223 code for a protein of 301 amino acids. Gene Ontology annotation, cellular component: cytosol.